AUGGGUCCGAAAUGGAUAUGCUUCGUUGUCUGCGCGUUACUGAGUCUGUGCGAUUCUGCAUAUGUGGAUACAAUCAAUAAAUGUUCUUUCAAGGAUGAUGAAUGCUUUACAAAAACAGUACAAAAAAUCCUAAUAGAUGUUGGCACAAAUGGUAUCAAAGAAUUAAAUAUGCCAGCGGUUGAUCGUUUGGACCUCACAGGUCUAUCAGUAUCAAUAUUCGGAAUGUUUAAUAUAAAUGUGAUAGAGGGUUAUAUAACGGGAGUGAAAGAUUGUGUGAUUAAUCAUGCCCACAACGAUUUUGAUGCACGAGAGACACAAUUGGACCUUGUUUGUGAUGUUACAAUCAAUUCAAAGAAUAAAUUUGACAACCUUAGCCCUGCAGCUCAGAAAUUGUUUGGCGCUGAAGACGUCAGUGGAAUUGGAUCAUUUGUACUGAAAAUUAGUGAAUUCGUCGAGAAAUUAGUUAAUGAAAAUUGGAAAUCCCUUCUGCCAACGUUCGGAAACAGUAUAUUCGACGUUGCGUUAUCUAUAGUAAAAGAAGUUUUAGGGAAAUUCUAUGAUAAUGUUCCUGCCAAAUACUAUUUUAUCGAGGACCUAACUUCUUAUUUGUAA
Molecule: messenger RNA, 612 nt
Organism: Melitaea cinxia (Glanville fritillary)
Lineage: Eukaryota; Metazoa; Arthropoda; Insecta; Lepidoptera; Nymphalidae
Exons: 4
Coding region: 1-612 (203 amino acids)
Source: RefSeq, a predicted model, not a curated record